UGCUCUUCAACUUCCUUAUUUGCCCGUCAGCACUGUUUCCUCUUUCGUUAACUGAUAGGAUUCUUCUUCUUCAGCACACGGUUUCGAAAAGACUUUUUUAACCUGCCAAAGAGGACAAACUGUACAAAUCUGCACUUUAUAAAGAAACAUGAGUGCAGUCUGUUGCUGGGAUUGAGCAGUCUAAGUUUUUGAAGAGGGAUUUUUUUGAGGUGCUUGUGCAAGACUGCUUCAUAUUUUCUGUAUGAGCAAGAAGGAAACGACAGUGAAAUGGUGACAGUCAUGGGUGUCUCUGUGCAGUAGUCUACACGCGGUGUGUGUCUGAGUGUGUGUGAUGUCGGGAGACACCAGCACCCUGUCCUGGAGGAGCAUGUCUCCCACCAGCCAGUCAGAUGUCUCGGAUAUGUCUCCCACGACACCUGUCAUCACGGAAAACAUCUUCCCGGUGAAGAUCAUGAAAGUGUGUUUCCUUAGCAACAGCUCCAACUUGGGCAAAAACUUCAAACUAGUCCGCUGUGAGGAGGGAUGGACUGUCAAGAGCGUCAUCAAUGUGGUGCUGUCCAGUGGCUGUGUGGGUCCAGACAUAAAGCACAGCCUCUGCUACGGUCUCCUCCUCAAACACCUCAAGUCCUCAGAGAGUCACUGGCUGCACCCAGACAUGACUGUGUUGGAGCUCACCCAGCGCUACGAGCAGCAGCACCUAGAGGCAGAGUGGAGAUACGACCUGAGGAUCAGAUACAUCCCAUCAGACUUCAUGAAGGAAUUCCAAGAUGACAGAACCACAAUGCUCUACUUUUACCAGCAGGUACGAAGUGAUUUUAUGCAGCAGUACGCCUCAAAAGUUAGUGAUGGAAUGGCUCUACAGCUUGGUUGUCUGGAAAUUAGGAGAUUCUUCAAAGAUAUGAAUCCAAACGGACUGGAGAAAAAGUCCAACUUUGAACUACUGGAAAAAGAUGUCGGGCUGGACCAGUUUUUUUCCAGAGAACUCAUUGACAGCAUGAAACCCAAACAGCUGCGUCGGAUGAUUCAGCAGACGUUUCAGGGCUACUCCACCCUGAAGCAGGACCAGUGCGUGGUCAAGUUCUUCACCACGCUGGCUCAGUGCUACAGCUUCACACAGGAGAGCUUCGCCUGCCAGCUUGUGCACGGCUGGAGUGUAACAAUAGACCUGGUCAUCGGUCCUGACGGCAUCAGUCAACACACCGAGAACUCAACUCCCAUCUAUCUGGCCAAGUUCUCUCAGGUUCGCAGCAUCUCCUGCUCUGCAGAGAGUGAUGGUCGGGCUCUGCUCACCGUGCACAUAGAGGGAGCCCAACAGCCACUCUCGGUGAGCACUUCCUCCCUGGCUGUUGCAGAAAACAUGGCCGACCUGAUCGACGGCUACUGUCGACUGGAAGGCUGCACAGAGAGUUCGCUCAUUAAAAGCAAAGGGAGAGACGCAAGACUGAAACUUCCUGACAUCCCACAGCGAUGUGGUCCCAACAUCCCUAAUAGAGGUCAAAAUUCUGAUAUUUAUGCUGAGAUUCCAGAAGAUACAGGAGACUCUAGUGAGAAGCACAGGAUCUCCAGAGAUGACGUUAUCGUGGGUCGGAUCCUGGGUGAAGGAUUCUUCGGAGAGGUUCAUGAUGGGGAAUAUAAAAGCCCGACAGGUGAGAAGAUCCGCGUUGCUAUUAAAACAUGUAAAGACUGUUCGGCGGAGGUGAAGGAGAAGUUUCUCAGUGAAGCGGGCUUGAUGAAAGACCUCCAUCAUCCCCACAUUGUGCGUCUCAUUGGAGUCAUCGAAGUCGAUCCUGUGUGGAUUGUCAUGGAGCUCUACGAACACGGAGAGCUGGGGAAGUAUCUCUUGGAAGAGAAGUACAUCCUGACUACGACGACGUUAAUCCUGUACUCUUUACAAAUCUGCAAAGCACUGGCGUACCUGGAGGGACUCAGUAUGGUGCACAGAGACAUAGCAGUGAGGAAUGUCUUGGUGGCGUCUCCUGAUUGCGUUAAGCUCGGUGACUUCGGCCUCUCUCGCUACGUUGACGAACAAGAGUAUUAUAAAGCCUCAGUCACUAGACUACCAAUCAAAUGGAUGGCGCCUGAAUCCAUCAACUUCAGACGCUUCACCACGGCCAGUGAUGUCUGGAUGUUUGGCGUGUGUGUGUGGGAGAUCUUCUCAAUGGCCCAGCAGCCGUUCUUCUGGCUGGAGAACGGUCAGGUGAUCGGCCAGCUGGAGUCGGGCAUUCGACUCCAGAAACCGCAGCUUUGCCCUCCCAUCAUCUACUCCCUGCUCACCCGCUGCUGGGCCUACGAGGCGCGCUCCCGGCCCACCUUCAGCCAGCUCGUCUGCUCGCUAAAUGAUAUCCACAGGAUGGAGUUGGAGCAGGAGGCGAAUGAGAGGCGAGGCCGAUCGCACACCAUGUCAUCGAUAUUUGACCCCAACCAUGCAGAGCCUCCACCCAAACCCUCAAGAAUACAAGGCAGCACCCUUCCUCGGGCCUCGCAAAUACAGGCAGCAGGGAAGGACAGCAGGCCAGCAUGGGAGAAAGAAAGAGUGGAGGACACUUUGCAAAGACAAAGACAAGAGAUGCUGAUGGAUAAGCAGUGGCUGGAGCAGGAGGAGCGACAACUGGAUCCUGUUGCGCGGCUGGAUACACAAAUCAAGCCUCCUGAAAAAAGCCAAGAAAAUGGCCCACCAGAGAAACCCCCCAUGCCUCCCACUCAGCCUCGACCCACAGCUGAGCUGGACCGAUCGGGUGAUCAGGUUUACACGGGCGUCAUGGCGAUGGUGAAACAGGUGGUCCAGCUGAAGAAUGACGUCAAAACACUUCCAGCCUCCGAGUAUCCCCACGCUGUCAAGGCGGUGGGCAUCACCCUACGCAGCCUGAUUCAAAGUGUUGACGAGAUCCUGCCCUCUCUGCACAGCUCUGUCACCACAGAGAUCGAGGGCACUGAGAAACUCCUGAACAAGGAUUUAGCGGAGCUGAUCAAUAAGAUGCGACUGGCCCAGCAGAACUCGGUCACAUCGCUGAAGGAGGAGUGUCAGCGGCAGAUGUUGGCAGCUGCUCACACUCUGGCACUCGACUCCAAGAACCUGCUGGACGCUGUGGACCAGGCUCGGGUCAGAGCCAACCUGGCCAAACCCAAGCCUGACUCGCAAGAUGUAGAAGACAAAUGAGGAGGAAACAGACAAGCUCUGUUGAUCGCAUGGAUGUGAAAUCUACGCUCAUGUUUGGAGGAUGAGUUUGUUUCUGAAGGACACGUGGAGGUUUCUGUGCUCCACCAAACCAGUGACAGAUGUUCUAUUUUUAUUUGCUCCGAAAAAUGAACCAUGUUAAGUUAAACUGAACAAAAGCUGGAAAAAAACUAAGACAUUAUGUGGACUCAAAUGUUUAUAUUUUUACUAUUAAAGACUGAUAAUCUACAA
Acanthochromis polyacanthus (spiny chromis) is the source of this 3406-nucleotide messenger RNA. Its product is annotated as protein-tyrosine kinase 2-beta-like. The transcript is spliced from 30 exons. Gene Ontology annotation, molecular function: ATP binding; protein tyrosine kinase activity. The record is from RefSeq and is a predicted model, not a curated record. Gene Ontology annotation, biological process: protein phosphorylation; signal complex assembly. Gene Ontology annotation, cellular component: focal adhesion; cytoskeleton. Lineage: Eukaryota; Metazoa; Chordata; Actinopteri; Pomacentridae. Bases 332 to 3157 code for a protein of 941 amino acids.